GCGUACAUCAGUUCAUCCCUCAGCAAAAGUGAAGAGGCAUCGCAGCAUGGGUGGAAAAGGGAAGUUGAGUUUGGCUUGGGCUCAGAGCAUUCACUUGCUGCUGGAACAAAAUUGGCCAGAUGCAUCAGUCCUAUGGAAGAAGACCUAUUGAUGACUCGGGAGCUCACUGACGAGAGAGCAAGGUCAAGGAAGAUGGAGAACGUUUGGAAAAUGCACUCGAACCCUGUUAAAGAAAAAGCAAACAAUCAGAUGCCUCCAGCUAAGGCGCUGCGCAGGAGGGUUAAUGAUGAUGUCAGCAAAACGAUGCGAGAGAUAUCAUUGAAGGGCAGCUUCAUGGGAUUCCGCGGUGGGGCCUCCAAGGCCAGACGUACUUGCACGGAGGAACUGAUGUUUCAAGGUCCGGAUGACGAAGAAGAGAUGUAUGUGGAGGAUGAUGGAGUUAUGGAUGUGGAUCAACCAGAAGAACUGCAAGGAGGGGCUCAGAUGAGGACUGACAUUCGAGGACAAAGAUCUGGGGGCAGCAACCAGUUGUCGUCACUCAGCAGCAGAUCGGCACAUUCAGGACCAGGGUCAAUCCCAAAGGGAAUCGCAACUCCUGUUUUGAGCCUCCACGAUUUCAUCAAUGGGGAUGAGGGAUUGAGGAAUCGUCGUCGAAUGUUGAUGAAGGGAAAACGGAUGACGAUGACGGUUUCUAACACAGGGCAUCUGGAUGAAGAACAGUGCAGAGAUGGAAGGGGAAGGGGUAACAGUAGUAGGCAAAGGACACAGCAUCCAGAGAACAUCCAUGUAAGCCGCAGAGAGGUUUAUGGGGUCAGGAACUGUGUCAGCGAGCAGCGCCGGAAGAGCCGGAAGCCCAACAAAUAUCAAAACCAGGAGAUAUGCUCAGAUGAUGCUGACAAUCCGGAAGGAUUCCGUGUAGGGCAGAAUAUUCAGCAGACAGGAGAACAUAAGUUUGCGUUUGAGGAGGAGGAUGAAGAGCAUGAGGAGGAAGAAGAGGAAUAUGCAUAUGAAGAGGAAGGAGAAGUGGGAGAAGGUAUUGAAAUCGACAAUUUUGGAUACGAAAAGAAUGUGAAAUUUCAGAGAUUUGCAGGGGAACAACCACGGCAACGUUCAGGUCAACAACCACUACAACAGGGUGAAAUGGGUGAGGAGUACAGACCGUAUCCAAUUAGAAAAGUUCGGAGAAGCAGCCCUAGAGAGCCUUAUGGAACAGGGAGGGAAAGAAGAGAUGAAGGGAUCAUGCCGAGGCAGGAGAGGGUGUGCAAUGAUUGGCCAUCAUGUGAUGAUAAUAGCCUGGGUGCAGCCCAGGACAAAACCCAACACAAUCAUCGAGUAACAAGAGAGGUUGGUAUUGUGGGAAAGGGGAAUGCAUUGACAGCACAGGCGGUCGGUAGGGGCAACAAUCAAUUGAGAAGGAGAAAGCAAGUGCGAUUUGAAGAUCAGGUCCAAAGUUAUGGUGGAGGCCGGUUAGGACGGGACCACCUGGUCCACAGGGGUCUUGACCUACUCGACGGUCAAACCAAUGGAGCACAGGAACACCGGAUACCGGAGAGAGUCCAAGAGGAGAAGCUACAAAGAAAGCGUAGCGGCGAAGCUGAGGCUCUGGAUAUCAGGUGCAUUCCUGAGCCCUUGGAAGAAAAGGUACUGACAGAGGCAAUGAAAGAAGGAGAUAAGGUAUCUGAUGGGAAGUAUGGAGGCCCACCACCCAAGUCAAGGGCUUGCAGUCCUGAUGAGGAAAGAGGCGGGAGAUCGCCAGGUGCUGCAGGUGAUCACACCUGCUUGAGUUCAAGACGACAGCUGGAAAGUAAGCAAAGUCAUGCUCCAGAGCAUGUGAAUGGUAAGUCACCUCAUUUUUCUGAUGAAAUAAUGGCUGACACUGCAGUGGGAGAUGAAAGUGCACGGAAAGUUGAUAUUUUGUCGACCACAUCCAAAUCCAUGGAGCCUGCGGCCUUGGCAACGAGGAGCAAGAAUGUGCGCCCUCAAACAGAAUGGGAGGUGGAGCUGGUGAAAGGAAUGAAAGAUGAAAAACAUCCAGACACAGAUGAUCCGCAGAAGGUAGCCACCAGUUCUGAGGGAGCCAGAACUGCUGGCCCGAUGAGGAACGAAGAAGAAAUGGGUGCUAUGUCAAGGUCACGGGACAGCUUGGUGGGGAAAGGGGGGGGGAGGAAAGGAGAGACUGUGAACCGUAGCAGAACCGAAAUGGGGGGGACAACCAUAGCACGUUGUGAUGUUGAUGGGCUUGUAGACCAUGAUGUUGAUGACCUUGAGAAUGACAGACAGGCAGGGGAGGCAGGUGCUCGGAUGACAGGCACAGGGAGAGAAGACGAGGGAACAGACGAACAGCCCGGCAACUCCAUCCGCAAGAUCAUGCAAGAGAGGCUGUCCGAACCUGGCGGUGAUGGGGGUAACUCCCAUUCACCAGCCUUUGGUUCCAUGGUGAGGGCAGUGGAAAGAAGCAAGGGAGUGAAAGAACAGCCCGGCAGCUCUGGCUACAAGACCGGGCAAGAGAGGCUGUCAGAGCCUGCUGGCUACGCUGUGCGCGCCCACCACUCACCUGCCUCUGGAAGGGAAAAUCUAGACCGUAACCAUUUCAAUGCUGUAGAUUGUAGGAACACACACGGUAGAAGCACGGCGAAAUCUCCUAAACAUCUUCUCGCAUCACCCACUGGUACAAUGAGCCUGCCUUCAAGAAGUCAGCCUCGUUCGGUGCUGGAAUGGGACGAUGAGUUCGGAAACCCUGGGCCUCUCAAGAGGUCGAAAACUAACAUGCUAAGUAGAACGCCCAGGAAGAAAUCGCAGCCUCGGAGGCAAACCCUGCAGGAUACGUCAGAUGAGGAUGCAUUGCAUCCUGCGGAACAUGUGAAUAAUCGUUUGUUCCAUCCAGAGGAGGACGAUGAGACAGGAGCACCAUGUGCACAAGGCAUGCAAGGAGUCGUGAAUCCUCUGCAAAUUUGGAGUUCAGGUUCUCCUGGUGAAGUGGACUUAUCGGAGGAUAGGCAGCCUUCUUCAGGGUUGGGAUUGUCUGGGAAGAAAGCAGAUGCAGUCAAAAGGGUUAGGAAGGAGCGGGGGACCCCUAUCAUGUCAACCCCAAGCUCUUUCCACACAGCCGCUGCAUCAGCACAAGCGAGGGAUGUCACUGUGUCAGAAGAAUAUGGUAGUAAAGAUGCUCCACGACUGUAUGCGGAACCAGGAAAGGUUGGCUCGAAGGGUUUGGCUGGCGAUUCAGAACAGUCGGUGCUGUUUGAGCAUCGGAGGGAGGUUCUUGAAGUUGAGACACAAGAAGUGGUCAAGCAGUUGUAUGAGGAGCUGCAGAGGAAAUUGGCUGCCCAUGAGGAAUGGUGUAAAAGGCUCAAAGAUGUCAUCAGCAAACAGUUUGAUCGGCUCGAAGGGAGGAUCAGCAAAUUGGAAAAGAACUUUGAUGACACAGAGCGUGAGGUGGUAACGACUGCAGAUGAGAGGUUGAAGAUGAUCAGGGAGUGGGGCGAAGUGGAAAGGAAGUCUAUCAAGGACUGUAUUGCCAUGUACAUAGGCAAAGCUCACAAAGACUUGAACGGAACUAGAGAUGUCCUGAAAUCUGAGCUGGUAGAGAUGAAGAGUGCAUUUGAUGUAAUGUUGAGCCCUAUUGUGGAGCUGGCUAAGGGAAUCCCAGCCGCUGAGCUCAUUGACGGCCCCCCCAUUGCGCAGCAGUCUGCUGAUGGCAAUGCAGCUGGUCAGGAAGCUGGCGCUCACCAUGCUCGUAACAGCAGCAGCAGCGCUGAAGCUUGCAAGGCACCUCAUCCACAAGGUGGCGAGGAGGAAAGGCCCAAGACACAGCAGGUUGUCGGCGAGGGUAGUGUUGCAAAGGCGCAGCAGGUUGUCGAGGAGGGAAGUGUUGCAAAGACGCAGCAGGCUGUUGAGGAGGGUAGCGUUGCAAAGUCGCAGCAGGUUGUCGAGGAUGGUAGUGUUGCGGAGAUGCAGCAAGUUGCCGAGGAGGGCACAGAUGUUAAGGCUCGGGAGGGUGAGGUCGCCAAGCCCAGGUUUGCCACAGCGGGCGAGGAUGCCAUGGCGCAGGUAGUUACUGAGGAUGGCGGAAGUGUCGAGACCAUGUUGACAAGUGCCACACCACUCCAGUGAGUCCCAGUCCUCGUGAGUAGCCGCAAUUGGAUGGCUAGAGAAUCUUUGAGAUACCGAGAGUCAAGAGGAUCAGAUAAAAGAACUAACGAGAGGGUUGACGAGUUGGUAGUGGCAAAGGGCAAAGGGAAAAAGGAACAUCAUGAUGUAGGUAUCCUACCAGCGGGGGUGGGGUGUUGUUGUCAAGCCGCACAUUCCUGAUGAGGGGCUACGUAGGGGUCAAGAGUCUUGAGACUCUGUGAUGGAUCUCACAACAGUGCCGGUAGGGACUAGGUGUUGGGAAUCUCGAGUCUAUGUGAACAAAUCUCUCUACUGUACAGGAAUCCUGAUGUUCAGCAAAAGUUUCACGAGGACGGGUUGUGAUUCGAGAACAAAGGGGGAAGCAAGGGGAUGCGUCGGAGGGAGAGCGAGAAGGUGUGUUGAAGACCAGUACGGGGAGAGCGUAAGGCUGAGUGGGUGAGCAGUGGAGUGUGUGAGAAUGGGCACCUCGUCUUCCCAGCAAUCGAGAAAACGCAGCGACACAGGCUCAGAAAUCAAGGGGGUCUGUGGCAUGCAUGCAAUGUCUACAGCAGAAGAGGAGGAGAGAGAGGAGGGCAUGCACUCACACUCUGAUUCCAACAAUGUGAUCAACUGGAUGGUGAACAGACGAUCUCUGAAGAGUGCCAGCAGAAAACUCGAUGUCCAAUUCAUCCACAAUGGUCUGAGCCAAUGGACAGCAGAAGAUGUCACACAAAUGUCUGUGGCCCGUACAUAUACCGUAAAGCAGCCUAACGACCUUAAGCGUCCGUGUAUAGCAGGAAGCAGCCUAAUGACAUUCCACAUGUCUAAGGGGUACGUCUGGAGUCGCCGGGAUGAGAAGCCCAUUGAAGAAUGUUCAAGGAACAGAGAUGCAAGGUAUGCUGGUACGAAAUGCAUGCUGGAACAGUGAAACAUCUGGUACACAGCAGGAGGUCCAGGAGUCGAAUCCCGCUAGCAGGAGGAAGCGGUUGCCAUGCUGAUCCUGUCUGUUGCUAUCGGAGACCUAUGGUUUACAUAGGACUGGCGGUUGUUGCGGCUGCAGAAGCUGUGGCAUACUUGAGACUGGUAUUUUGUGGGCAAUGCAUUUUCGGACGCAUACAUUGUGGAAGCAGUGAAAACACGAUAUAAUCACAUAAAAAUCAUUGGGCGUUACUCCUCGCAGUACAGGACUUUAUGCCUCCACGCUAAAAAACAGCGUUACCACCUUUCUUCCCAGUACUACUCAGGUGUUACUCUCGCAGUACAUGACUGUAUGCCUCCAUUGCUUGUUUUUUUGGGGGGGGCGACUGAGACAGCAGAUUCUUGUGAGACCUUUGCUCGGCUAAAGACCAUGCACAGAAUCUAAUGAAUCAUUCAUACCGCUGUUUUUUUUUAACACUGCACAGGGUGAGGAGAACCAACUACUCUUCCUACCUACUACAGUGGGGAAGGAGCCUAAGUCAAACUGACUGGAGGAUGCAUGCAGCAUCCUAUGUUCUUUUGGUUGUAAAUUCGAAGGACUUGCAAUAUCUGCAGCAGCAGAUUCCAGUGUGACAUUUGCUGAGCUCUAGACUGUGCAAACCAGAGUCUCUGGCGCAACAUCCUGCCAAAAUAGGUUGUUCAGCCGGAGACCAGGAAAACAGUUUGUUUAGCCAGACACUCUUCCCUGUUCUACUGACAAGUGGAAAGGAGACUAAAUCAGCUGACUGCCUGAUGCUUUCUGCAUCUGUAUAGUGCCUGGGGUUGCAGAUUCUAGACAGAAGUGGUUGUUUAGGAGAUUGUGUAGGGUCUGAUCAAUCAUCCAUCAUGACAUACCUCUGGAUUUUGGCAAGGAGGGUAUGGAGUGCCUACUACUUACCCAUCUGCUGAGAGGGGAGGUAGGUGACUAUGACAACUGAUUGCCUACUUAGUAAUUACCCAUCUGCUGGCAGAGGUGGGGAGGUGACCAUGUUAACAGA
This is a messenger RNA of Chara braunii, 6065 nucleotides long. Lineage: Eukaryota; Viridiplantae; Streptophyta; Charophyceae; Charales; Characeae. The record is from the annotation of a GenBank genome assembly.